GCGGGGAGGAAUAUAAAUAUGUGGAUGGUUUGUCGUUGGGACGUCGUCCUCAAGUUCCCUCAAGCGCCGGCAUUCUUUUCUCUGCGUUAUACCUUCCGAAAUUUGGUCCUCUCGUCGACCUCUAUGAUGUCUACUCAGACUGCCCAUGCGAUACCUUUUGGCCCGGCCACCAAUCCUGGGUCUGUGGAUUUCUCUACCGCCAACAGGGCGAUGGAGUAUCCUCAGACGGCAAACGUCUUUGCCACUCAGGCUAUACCCUCUGGUCCGGGCCCCUCGAUUCCCCCAUCUUGCCUCGACACUUCCGCUCAUACCCCUACGUUCUCCGUGUCAUCUGCCCUCUCUCAGCCUGCGCCUAAGCAUCGCCGUCCCCUUGCUCAUCGUCCUCCUGCUCACCGUCCCCUUGCUCGCGCGAAGUCCAUCCUCGAUAAUGGCGACUACAUCAAUCAGAGGGGUCGCCGCGCCUUCCCGACCUCGGAGAAGCGCAAGCAGGAGCGCGAGAAAAAGAUCGAUGAGGCUACUAUUGCCUACAUACAGAACCUGAAGCGCAAGUCCGAAGAGAGGCAAAAGGAGCGUCUGAAGGAGCUAGAAUUGGCGGGCUUGAAACCAACUCGGGCUCCCUAUGUGUUUGUGGGCUGCCUCAAGACCAGCUUUACGCGCACUGCGUUGCGGAAGCUCUUCGAUGAUAAGCUUACCAAAGCCGAAUCCAAGGCCCGUGUCCUGGGGGACCCCGAGAUACGGACCGCGUACGGUAACAUGGUCUUCCAGUAUACACACUACCCAACUGGCUUCGUCGGCGACUGCGAUUCUCAGUACGCAGUGGUGCAGUUUACGGACAAGGAAGCCCUCCCGAUUGCCCUGUCGUUAAACGGCACGCCGCUCGACGAAGGAGGUCAGAACAAGAUCUUGGUGACGUUGUCGGCGAGCUCGCUUCCUGAGAUGAGCUGGCUGAAGAAUCUGCAAGAGGUCGAAAGGAAGGGCUUGCCGAGGACCCGCUCCCAUACCAAAUGCGACAGUCUCGAUCAGGAGAUGUUCCUCCAACUGUCUCGCCAGGAGGAAAUCAAGAUGCUCAAGCUCAAGGGUAGAAGGGCUUCGAAGUAGCGCUCCCGCCGCUUGAGCGCGUUCUGUUCGCAUGUUUUGGGUCUCUUGGUUGUGGGAAUCUCGUUGGUAGAACCGCCGGUCGGCAUCGAAAUAAACAAAUUUCAGAAC
This is a messenger RNA of Schizophyllum commune H4-8, 1206 nucleotides long. RefSeq lists its product as uncharacterized. The record is from RefSeq and is a predicted model, not a curated record. Bases 19 to 1098 code for a protein of 359 amino acids. The transcript is spliced from 4 exons. NCBI's taxonomy places the organism in Eukaryota, Fungi, Basidiomycota, Agaricomycetes, Agaricales, Schizophyllaceae.